CUUAUUGCCUGCAAUUGUUAUGGAUAUGGUGAUCACAAAUCUACAACAACAACGUCAAAUUACAGAGCAGUUCCGUCGUGAAGCUGCUCUGAAACGGAUCACAGUGAGCAAAGCUGUGGAAGACAUAAUGAAGUAUAUUACCGAACAUGAGCAAGAAGAUUGUUUGCUGUUGGGUUUUUCAUCUCAAAAGUCUAAUCCCUUUCGAGAGAAAAGUUCAUGUACCAUUCUUUAAACUUGCCUGCUUGAAAUGAAAAAUUGUAAACUCAA
This is a messenger RNA of Megalopta genalis, 267 nucleotides long. It is a transcript of the gene Ggamma1, whose product is annotated as guanine nucleotide-binding protein subunit gamma-1. Gene Ontology annotation, molecular function: G-protein beta-subunit binding. Gene Ontology annotation, cellular component: heterotrimeric G-protein complex. Gene Ontology annotation, biological process: G protein-coupled receptor signaling pathway. The record is from RefSeq and is a predicted model, not a curated record. Lineage: Eukaryota; Metazoa; Arthropoda; Insecta; Hymenoptera; Halictidae.